AUGAAGUCGCGUUUAAGAGUUUGCUUUCCGAAUUACUGGAUUAUAUUUGCCCUGGGUGUGCUGCUGCCUGCAGUUACUGAGGCAGAGACUGACACCUUUGGACCACGCCACAUCACGCUGAUGACCGGCAAUCCCGCUCCGGCUCCAGCUCCACCACCACCACCAUCACCACCGCAUGAAGUGAUCAUCACCCCGGACCACGAUCAUCACGAUCAUCAUCACCAUCAUUCGCCAUAUCCGCCGCAUGGCUAUCCGUAUCCACAGCCGUCUCAUCAUUGCAAUUGCCCUCCGGGACCACCAGGGCCACCAGGAGCACCUGGGCCAGUGGGUCCACCAGGCUUCAAAGGGUAUCCAGGAAUGAAGGGUUCCAAGGGAGAUCCAGGGCCAAAAGGACAUCCAGGCGCUAAGGGCUAUCCCGGUUUUCAAGGCCCAGUUGGCCCAGUUGGCCCAGUUGGUCCAGUUGGCCCCCCCGGCCCACCAGGUUACCCAGGCUGGCAUUCAUAUCGAGCCUACUAUCCAGGAGCUCCUUCCCAUGGACAUCACGGGGAUUACGGACAGCAUCAUGGACACCAUGGUGAUUAUGGACACCAUCGUUACUUUUCGAAUGAACAGUCCAAUGAUGAGUCCAAUGAAGACGACGACGAGGACGAGGGCCUUGAGCGAGCUUUUGUGGAAGUAGAAGAGAAGUGGAUUGGUCGGGACCAGCAGCCCAUUCUCUUGGCAUUCAGUCAUGUGGGAAAUCCAUUUGCCACAAAGUCAAAUAAAAAACUAAAUUAA
Molecule: messenger RNA, 777 nt
Organism: Drosophila guanche
Lineage: Eukaryota; Metazoa; Arthropoda; Insecta; Diptera; Drosophilidae
Product: collagen alpha-1(I) chain
Exons: 1
Coding region: 1-777 (258 amino acids)
Source: RefSeq, a predicted model, not a curated record